CCGACACGCACUCGCCUCGAGCAGAGGCAGAAAGCACCUGCCGGCACACUUGACAACAUGGCAUCGACAUCCACGCUUGGGCUGCAUCUCAUCCAAGUGUGCGCCACGGGCACCCCAGACGAAGCCAGGUCUCUCCUGGCUGCAAUCAAGAAGGAGGCGCGUCCGGCGUCUGUGCUGGAAUACCGACAUCCGUCGUCACAGUUUACCGCACUGCACACUGCCGUAUUUCACGGGUGCUCCGAGAUUGUGGAUCUUCUUUUGCAGCAUGGCGCUGACAUCCACGCACUUACGAACGUGCAGAAGAAGAACACUCCCCUUCACGUCGCUGCGUACUACGGACAUGCGCGUGUCUUAAAGGUGCUCGUGGCACGAGGAGCCGACCUGUAUCGCCUCAACGCAGACGGGCUCCUUCCGCUGGAUCUUGUACGCUUCAAGAACCACACAGAGGUUGUGAACCAUCGAGAAGCCGCGCGCAUUCUUAUCUUCGCCGUCGAGUUGCACAAAGGCUCUGUUGCAUUCUCUACGGGGUCGGAUUCGUGGAACCCUUGCUUUGCACGGCUUCUCCGCGUCCAGAGCGGUGCGCCCGGGCAUUCCAUGGUAGAGCUGGCGCUCCACUCAGAGCGAAGCAUGCUGUGCCCGUUCAUGGUUGUGCUAUUUGAUCCAAAAGUUACUCGAUUUACCAUCACGUCCGAGCGUCCAACUUCAUGCGAGCUCGUGCUUUCGAAUGGGGUAUCAUGCUUCCGGUACAAGGCGCCGUACUUUUCAAGAGAGCCGUCCAAUCGACGCGCCAAGGGAUCCGCGAUCGCUUCCACGUUCGCCAUGCGCGUCGAGUCGACUGAAGAGGCGCGGCAAUGGAUGGACGUGUGCAACAUGGUGCAGGGAAUGAAAUCAUCGCCAAUGGGGCCCGAUACAUUCCGUCCACUGUCGCCGCCAUCGCCGACGCAUGCUUCAUCCCCUCCAUCGCACCUUCGGUCCAUGGUGAACUCAACUGGUUCGUCGAGAGGGUUGCCACCACCUCCACCGACUGCCCCGUUUCAAGGCCCCCCGCCGUCGUAUGAAGAAGCGCUUGCCAUGCAAGGCCAGGCGAACCCGUGGAGGCCGUCCGUCCCCGACAUUGUCGUGUGCAAGUCAUGCCAAGGUUCCCUCGGCAACUCGCCUGACGCCCAAAGAUGCCGUAUGUGCCUCAAGAUCGAAUCCCUUGCGUCGUCGCUGGAUAAAAUCGCAGUUGACGUGCCGCCACCAACGGCGGCUACCGCCCCGUCCGCCCCAGACCUCGGCAGUGCCACAAACGAGUGCGUCAUCUGCAUGGAUGAGGUCCGAAACGCUGUGUGCAUCCCAUGCGGCCACCUGUCGUCGUGCAUCCAGUGCUUGUCCGAUGCCGCCACAUGCCCCAUCUGUCGCGCGCCGAUCCAGUCCGUCGUAAAGGUGUUCACGGCAUAAAUCUCCGCCAAGUCCCAUUAACAGGAGGACAACUACACGUUGGGAGGUUGCACCUAACUUAAAGCUUGCACCUACAACUUUCACCGAGGCGUUCAAUGUGCACCUAUAGGCGUGCACCUAGGCUCUUUUCGAUGCAAAAUUAUUAUCAAUUUUAUUCGAGUCG
Molecule: messenger RNA, 1603 nt
Organism: Aphanomyces invadans
Lineage: Eukaryota; Oomycota; Saprolegniomycetes; Saprolegniales; Verrucalvaceae
Exons: 2
Coding region: 58-1440 (460 amino acids)
Molecular function (GO): protein binding
Source: RefSeq, a predicted model, not a curated record